AAGGAAACUGGCUCUUCAGUCAGUGAUCAAUCCACUUCCCACUUUCCAGGUCCCCCACCCCCCUUCAAAGAGGCAAAAUCCCAACUUGCUUUUCCAUCAUCAUCACAAUCAUACAGAAAUAAAUUUUCCCAAUUUCUCAAUCAUCAUCAGGAAAAAGUUUAUGAAUUUCGCAAUAAACUCCAUCCACCCUCACUCGUUGCUUUCUAUCCCCCCCGUCACUCAUUCGUUGGCUCUGUUCUAAAUUGUGAAAUUCAACUGCUUACAAAAUGCCCACUUCCACAUCAAAUUUUGUCACCAAAUUCCCGUUUCCCAUAUCCCAGACGUGCAUUCUUCCUGACCAACUCAAAAGUUCCCCAGUUUUUGCUUAUAAAAACAGCCGCCAAAUCCCAACCCAAUCACCCGUUUCCUCUUCGUUAACUUCCAAGUCUAACCAGAUGAAUUGUUCUGCCGCUGCUGCUAUUCCAAUGAUGGAGGAACAGCCCGAUAAGUUGGAAUUGGAGGAUUCAGAUUCUGGGAUUUAUUCUAAGGAAUUGGAAGUUGCUGUUAAGGCCGUCCACAUGGCGUCUUUGCUUUGUAAAGAAGUCCAAGAAAGAUUGAUUCACAGAACCCAUGAUGGCAGUGAAGGGGUUCAUUCCAAGCAUGAUACUUCCCCUGUUACCAUUGCAGAUUGGAGUGUCCAAGCAGUAGUCAGCUGGAUUCUGUCUGAAACCUUUGGCGGUGAAAAUGUUUCGAUUGUGGCAGAAGAGGAUGUUGAGGAACUUUCGAAGAUUGGUUCAACUGACCUUUUAAACAAUGUGGUCAAAACAGUCAAUGAAUGUUUAGCCAAAGCUCCCCUUUUUGGCCUUGAGAAGCCAUCAAGGCCUCUUGACACGGACGAGGUUCUUAAUGCAAUCCAUAAAUGCAACUCAGUUGGUGGUGAGACUGGAAAGUUCUGGGUGCUAGAUCCUGUAGAUGGCACAUUGGGGUUUGUGCGUGGAGAUCAGUAUGCCAUUGCACUGUCGUUGAUAGAAGAUGGGGAACCUGUUCUUGGAGUACUUGGAUGUCCAAAUUACCCAGUGAAGAAGGAAUGGCUAAGUUACCAAAAUGGGUAUCGGAGAAUUUUAUCUAGAUUGACCUCACCAACAAUGGAAACUCUGGCUGAAGGUUGUGUUAUGUAUGCCAAGAGGGGAAGUGGCAAAGCCUGGAUGCACACAUUGUUCCAAGGGGACAAGAAGAUUAUUUGGCCAAACUUUGGAAGGCAGAUUAAGGUAUCCUCCAUCGACAACCCAGCUAUGGCUACAUUUUGUGAACCAGUUGAAAAGGCAAAUUCCAGUCACUCUUUCACAGCAGGAUUAGCUCAUAGUGUUGGAAUGAGGUGCAUAAAAUUUUCUACUUCUUUAACCACUCUUUAAACACCAUGCUAUCUUUGUUUGGAUUAGUAGCUUUAGGCUAGUUUGAACCCUACAUGACGUUGGUUUAUGCAAGACUUGCAGUAUCUGUUCUAUAGUAGAAUUUCAAAAGUUUUGAAAGAUAAUGCAUGGUGCACCAUAUGCAGGAAUCAGCCGUUGCGCCUAUAUAGCAUGGUUAAGUAUGCAGCAAUAGCUCGAGGAGAUGCUGAAAUAUUUAUGAAGUUUGCUAGGGCUGGUUACAAGGAGAAAAUAUGGGAUCAUGCAGCCGGUGUUGUAAUCAUUGAAGAAGCUGGUGGGGUAGUAACUGAUGCCGGAGGGCGUCCACUAGACUUUUCAAAAGGAAUCUAUUUGGAAGGUCUUGAUCGGGGUAUAAUUGCGUCUGCUGGUCCAAUCCUACAUGAGAAGAUCCUAGGUGCCGUUGAUACUAGCUGGAACUGUUCUAGUCUGUGAUGUACAUUCUCAGACUGUCAUCAGCAGUUCGGAAUGUACAGACAAACACUGAUUUUCUUGGAUUCUUCCAUGGCUGUGAAAAGAUCGUGACAGCACAUCCUGGAUUUUUUUCACGGCAUCUCUAUCACAAAGUGUGGAUGAAAUGAAAUGGCAAGGUUAGGUUGUGAUCAUUCUUUUAAGGAGCUGCUGUAUCGCCUGUUAAAUGUUUAUACACUGCCUUGAAUCUUGAUGAUUUGACCCUGAACCUAUACCAUUUCCACUGGAAUGCAAUGUAUAAAGAAUCUAAACAACUGUAUACAACAUAGUUACUAAGGGAUACAUUAAUCCAGUAUUGCAGUUGAGCAAGUUUCCUCUUCCUCUUCCUCUCCUAAGAGCAAGGGACUCUAGACCAGGUAUAUUGCUCUUACUCCAUUUUGAAUAAUAUAGAAACGUAAGUUGAAGGCAAUCAAGUUAGCCAUGUUUUUAAGUACCAAGUAGUGAUAACCAUUUCUCAACCAAUGAAUAAAAGUCUAGUGUGAUACUGAAUCUGUAUUUGUCACUGUUCUUUAGUUGAAUAAGAUCUACUACUACAUGUCUACCUCCAUCCCGAGAUGACCACCCAGCUUGGAUUAUCAGUUUUAGUAAUACUAAAAAUGAAAUUCCAAACUAGCCGAUCAUUUUGGGACAAAGGGAGUAUUAACUUCUGAAUUUCUUGCAGCUGCAUCAGAAUUCAGAACUGGGCUUUAAGUGUAUGAUGAUGGAAACUGGACAAAAUUAGACAAGAAAGUCCUGCAAAGAUUUACACCCAUUGACUAAAUGCAUUAUCUUGAGUAGUCGUCAAUUUCAAACAUUGAUUAGAUAAUACCUACAAAAGAGGUCUUUCAAUCAUUUGGACUUUUGAGUGCAGUGUUUCUUGUAUUCAUGUAGGAGAGAGGCUGGCGCGGCCAUAUGUUUGACAAAUGUUCUUCCCGUCUUUGUCAUCAAAGAUCAUUACAGUUUUGUGCUGUACAUUUGUCUCCCCCGCACGAAAAUUUGCUAAACCCGGGAGAUUGGUCAAUUGCUUUAGAUCUUUAUCUUUCCUUUCGCGGCUGCAAUAAAAGAACCAAGGCGGUGCUAAUACAUCCAAAUUGCAAGAUUCGCAUGUCUAGUUCAUAGCAAUAAGAAAACUAUUGCAGGGUUGAAAAGAUAGAAAUUUUUUUAUUCUCCAUUUCUACUAGGCAGCAAUCUUUCCCGGUGCUGAAUUCCUGGAGCAAAUGAAGGGGAUUUCUCCAACGCAUAAUUAACCUGAAACACUCAUAAGAUCACGAACCCAUAGAUACCAAGGACUACCGGCUUAUGAAAUCGUGACAGUAGGAAAUCUGGAAAAGGUUUUGCACAUAGGCUUUUAUGUUCAGUUAGUUAAAGAAGCAAUUGGAGAAGGAAUAGCCCUACCAAACUAAACGUACUAUACUUAUCUAUCAGGGUGCCAUCCCAUUACUAUGGGUAGGAAAAGGAACAACUUGACUAUAUCGGCUAAAUUGAAUGAAAACCGUGUUCAUAAUAUUUAAGUCUGUCUAGUAGGUACCAAGGUACAAUUUGAUGGGAUCCAUAUUCCAAAUUUCACCCUUUAAAUGCAAUUGACUUCUUCAAGUUCAUGUUUCCUCCUUUUCUCCCUUAUCAUCACAUGAAAUUAUCCAAUGUAUAUAUUUAUUUCAACCUAAAAUCAUUGUCUUAUAUAUUGUACUUCACAGUAAUUUUUUUUUUCUAUUUUUC
Molecule: messenger RNA, 3569 nt
Organism: Oldenlandia corymbosa var. corymbosa
Lineage: Eukaryota; Viridiplantae; Streptophyta; Magnoliopsida; Gentianales; Rubiaceae
Source: the annotation of a GenBank genome assembly